GUACAAGUGACCCCUAUGUGAAGUUUAAACUGAAUGGGAAAACUCUAUACAAAAGUAAGGUAGUCUACAAGAACCUCAACCCAGUUUGGGAUGAGACUGUUGUGCUGCCUGUACAGACCCUCGAUCAAAAACUCUGGAUCAAGGUGUACGAUCGAGAUUUAACCUCUUCAGACUUCAUGGGUUCGGCAUUUGUAGCGCUUGGUGAACUUGAACUCAAUAGAACUACUGAACAGGUUUUAAAACUGGAAGAUCCCAACAGUUUAGAAGAUGACAUGGGAGUGAUUGUAUUAAACUUGAGCCUAGCAGUCAAGCAAGGAGACUUCAAGAGAAAUAAUAGAUGGUCAAGUCGGAAGAAGCGAACUUCAUCCAAGUCAAGUUUCAUGCGGAGCGUGCGACUCUCCGACUCUCUGCGCAAGAACCAGUUGUGGAAUGGGCUGGUCAGCAUCACGCUUUUGGAGGGGAAGAACAUCCCUGGAGGGGGCUUGGCAGAGAUUUUUAUUCUUCUCAAACUGGGAGAUCAAAGAUACAAGAGUAAGACACUGUGUAAGAGUGCAAAUCCUCAGUGGAGGGAACAGUUUGAUUUUCACUACUUCUCUGACAGGAAGGAUAUGUUGGACAUUGAGGUCUGGAGAAAGGAUAACAAAAAGCAUGAGGAGCUUUUGGGAACGUGCCAAGUUGAUGUUACUGCCCUGCCGAUGAAGCAGACCAAUUGCUUAGAGCUGCCUCUGGAAAAACAUCCAGGGUCCCUGCUAAUGCUGAUUGCUGUUGCCCCGUGUACAGGAGUGUCUAUCUCUGAUCUGUGUGUCUGCCCUUUGGGAGACCCCAGUGAAAGGCAACAGAUUUCACAGCGCUAUUGUAUAAAGAAUUCCUUUCGGGACUUAAAGGACAUUGGCUUCUUACAAGUCAAAGUUUUAAAGGCGGUGGAUCUGUUGGCAGCAGACUUUGCAGGUAAAAGUGAUCCUUUCUGUGUGUUAGAGCUGGGAAAUGACAGUCUUCAAACACACACUGUUUACAAGAACCUCAAUCCAGAGUGGAACAAAGUGUUCACAUUCCCUAUUAAAGAUAUUCAUGAUGUUCUGGAAGUGACAGUGUUCGAUGAAGAUGGAGAUAAACCCCCUGAUUUUCUUGGAAAAGUUGCCAUCCCUUUGCUGUCUAUUAGAAACGGUAAACAAAGUUGUUACACACUGAAGAAUAAAGACUUGGAACGUGCUUCAAAAGGAGUAAUUUACUUGGAGCUGGAUGUCCUAUUUAAUCCUGUAAAAGCAAGUAUUAGAACAUUCAGGCCCCGAGAAAAGCGCUUCACCGAAGAGAACCGCAAAUUUUCUAAAAAGAUCUUAUCAAGAAAUGUUGAUCGCGUGAAAAAAAUCACCAUGGCAAUAUGGAAUACAAUACAAUUCCUUCGGAGCUGCUUUCUCUGGGAGUCCACGGUAAAGAGCAUGAUAGCAUUUGUGGUAUUUGUGGUCACUGUCUGGAGCGUGGAACUGUACAUGGUGCCCCUGGCUCUUCUGGUGCUCUUUGCAUACAACUUCUCCCUCGUCACAACAGGGAAGGUCAACAACACCCAAGAUGCCCAGGAGCUUGUGGGCUUGGAUGAAGAUGACGAUGAAGAUGAUAAGGAAUCUGAAAAAAAGGGGUUAAUUGACAGAAUCCACAUGGUCCAAGAAAUCAUCAUAGCUGUUCAAAGCAUCCUAGAAGAAGUAGCAUCAUUUGGAGAGAGGAUUAAAAACACAUUCAACUGGACGGUGCCUUUCCUCUCUGUCUUGGCGUGCUUGGUCCUGGCAGCAGCAACAGUUAUUUUGUAUUUUAUACCACUGAGGUACAUUGUUUUAAUCUGGGGCAUAAAUAAAUUUACUAAGAAGCUUAGAAAUCCCUAUGCCAUCGACAAUAAUGAGUUACUAGAUUUCCUCUCCAGGGUACCAUCCGAUGUUCAAAAGGUGCAGCAUGCUGAAUUGAAACCAUACAGCAGCUCCAGUCCCAUUAGGAAGAAGCGGAGUGCGCUAUAG
Balearica regulorum gibbericeps (East African grey crowned-crane) is the source of this 2003-nucleotide messenger RNA. NCBI's taxonomy places the organism in Eukaryota, Metazoa, Chordata, Aves, Gruiformes, Gruidae. The record is from RefSeq and is a predicted model, not a curated record.